AUGGACGGUUGUGGCGCUACCAUGGACCCCCAAAGAGAUGCGACGUAUCACCUUAUCUCCUACCCGGACCCGUCCAGGAGGGUGUCUUCCAGGAAUGAAGCGGGAGACUCUGGCGUACCGAGAGAGUUUAGGCGUAAACCCUUGGAUCGCAGCUCGACGGUCCACGAUUCAAGCUCCGACUACCUGCUCUUUUCCAUAGCUGAUCCGCCAGCGGCGUACGAUACUUCCAAUGAAGCGGUUCAGAAAAGUCCUGGUAACAACAAAUCGGCUGCCAGCGGAAACGUCAGGGAGACCACGGAUCUCCCGGAGAGUAGGCAUGUCCAGGACUCGUCGCUGAUCAACUGGAACGGGCUGCCGUGGUACCGGUUCCUCGGCGAUUUUCUGAGCAUGCUUCUUGCAAUAUGCUUCAUCGCCCUCGGUAUCUGCGUCGUCCGUCUUCGAGGAGAAGAAGAGUCGGGAUGGUCGAGACAAGUGGUCGCAGCGACGGAGCUGGCACCAUCACUAUGGCCCGUCAUCUUCUCCGGUGUCGUAGGCAACGCUCUCAAAGCCUACGCAAACUGGCGCGUUGAGAAAGGCACCUCACUACUAUCUCUGGAGCAGAUCCUCGGCUCGCUCACAAUGGCAAACACAAUCCUCUCCGUCUACACCCUCUCCAUCUUCAACCUCUGGACCGUCUCGCUCGUCCUCGUCUGGGCCUUCAACCCCCUCGGCUCCCAGGCCUCCUUCCGCAGCCUGCACCUGCAGCCGCAGUCGGCCACCGCAACCGCAACCCUCGGCUACCGCAACUACUCCGUCGAGACGCUCGGCGUCGGCGCGCUCAUGGGCGCCUCGGGCUGGUCGUGGAUCAGCCCGGCGUCCAAGAUCGCGUACUCGAGCGUGCUGGCGUCCACGACGUCGCAGACGCAGUACUGCAACGGCACGUGCGGCGGCAACUUUACGGACCUCAUCGCCCGGAUGGGCGGGACGCGCGCGGCGGCGGAGCAGGUCGCGAUGGACCCGUGGGGCAACCCCCGGAUCCCGAGCCUGAAGCACGCGCCCGGGUACGACGCGGCGCGGCCGGAGGAGUGGCUCACGGUCCCGUGGAGGGAGAGCGUGCAGGAGUACAGCAGCCUGAUUGGGAAUCGGUACCAUGGGCUGCGGCCGGAGUUUGUGGGGAACGUGACGUUUACGAUCGAGGCUAGCUAUAUGGAGGUUUACGACUGCGCUGAGUGGUUGUGUCAGGAUGAUUUGCACAACAACACCGAGGUCAGUUCAAGCGGUCGAACGUCUUACAACAAGACCCGGGUUCCCGUGUUUUGGUCUCCAGACGGAACUGACAUUUCUUCUCAGGCCAUGGUUGCGUGGUUCGCAGCCAACUACAAGUCCUUCGCCACCAGAUACAACGCCAGCCUAGACGAGCCGCCGUACAACAACGCCUCGUUCGACUUCUUCGACAGCAACCGGCGGGAGGGAAGCUACAAGACGUCCUACGACUACUCCUUCUCCAUGGACUACAACACGACCUACGGCGCCUCCGGCCCCGACUCCGCCAACUCGACAAUCUUCCUCGGGACCCUGGGCGGCCUCGAGUGCGGGCAGUGCAUGACAUCCUGCCCCGUCCGGACCGUCUACAUCGAAGCCGAAAUCGCGUGCGAGUCGCGCGGCAUCGCGGGCAAGUCCCAAUGCGCAGCCACACGCAUCCGCCAGAUGCCGUCCCCGCCACGCCCGCCCGGCGUCACCGCCUUCACGAACCGUCUAAUCGGGACGACGGUCCCCUUCUACGCGGCGCAGAAGUUCCCCAAGAUGGGCAAGGACACCGACACGCGCUUCACGACCUUCUCCGAGGAGUUCGUCGAGAACCCCACGCGCGCCUUCAACCACGAGCUGAGCAAGAAGUACGUCGAGUGGUGCAAGCUCCCGAUGGCCGUCUUCGCGGACCGGCUGGGGCUGCUCUUCAACACGUUCCUCGACGCGACGGUCGACCCGAUGGCCGUGCUGGGCGCCGCCUCCGUCGUGGACGAGUCCGUCCUGCUCAACACCACGGCCGCCAUGACCUCGCCGCUGCCGGCCGUGUACGUCAUCGACGAGGCGUGGGUCGCAAUCUACUUUGUGUCCACGCUCAUCAUGCUGCUGGCGGCGAUAGGGGGCGUCGUGAUACGGUACUACACCAUUGCGCCGCAGGUUCUGGGGUAUGUCGGGAGCUUGGUCAGGGACUCGCCCUACUUCGCCGACAUGGCGCCGCGAUGGAAGAGCACCGAGAGCGGCGAGGAGAUUUCGAGGCGUCUCGGAGACGUGAAGGUGGGCGUAUUUGAUGUAGAGCCCGACAAAGAUGUCGGGAGGAUUGCGUUUGCACCUGUCGAGAUGGGGCACCGUGUGCGUCGGAAAAGAUGGUACGAGUAA
This is a messenger RNA of Colletotrichum gloeosporioides, 2379 nucleotides long. RefSeq lists its product as uncharacterized. The record is from RefSeq and is a predicted model, not a curated record. Lineage: Eukaryota; Fungi; Ascomycota; Sordariomycetes; Glomerellales; Glomerellaceae. The transcript is spliced from 4 exons. The coding region runs from base 1 to 2379 and encodes 792 amino acids.